GUUCUUGGGUGAAAAGUUCUUAAUUUCCCUUGGCCAUUGAAACAAAUGUCAACGAUAAGAGAGGAAUAGUCUUUUUCUAAAGUCUUCACCUGUCUCAUCACCACCAAAAUCCUUAUUUACCACCGCCGCCACUACCACCACCUUACUAUGAACCCACUUUGUAUUCCACUUUAAACCCACCUCUGCCUUAUGCUCCAUCACACAGUCCUUAUCCUGCUCCCCCACCCGGGCCAGCACCACCUUCGCCACCGGUUAAUUCUUAUUAUUGCCAUUCUCAAAGUGGCUACACUUCUUGUAAUAAUGCAAAUCACGUGAUGGGCAGCUUCAGAAUCAACCACCAGUUUCAUUACCAGCCUCCUUACUACGCUAACCAGGCCCAUCGAUGGCCCACUAACAAGCCUCAAGUGGGCCCCGCAACACCGCCGCCUUAUGUUGAUCAUCAGAGUGCAAAGAAGGUGAGGAAUGAUGUGAAUGUUCACAAGGAUACGUUGAAGAUUGAAGUGGAUGAGCAGAAUCCGGACCAUGUCUUGGUUUCAUUUGUCUUUGAUGCCAUGUUUGAUGGGGGCAUCACUAUUUUGUACUUUGUCAAGGAAGAGGCAAAUUGUAGAUUUGUUCCACUGUUUCCCGAAGCCUAUGUGCCAGUGAGAGUUCCCUUUAAAAAAGGAUUGGGCCAGAAAUUUUGUCAGCCUUCAGGCACAGGCAUUGACCUUGGCUUCUUUGAAUUGGAUGAUCUCUCUAAACCAUCGCCAGGAGAAGAUGUAUUUCCUCUUGUAACAUCUGUUGAAACAAAUGUGACAUCACCUUCCAGCAAUGAACAUUUUGGUGAUCCUGAGCCAAAUACAGCUGCUCAUAUGCAGAUGACUCAAGCUGUUCUAGAAAAGAGCAAUGACACUUCAUUCCUAGCAAAAGUAAUAAGGCAGAUAUUAUGGGUUGAUGGAGUUUGCUAUGAGUUACAUGAGAUAUAUGGAGUAGGAAGCUCAGCAGCUGAGGGUUUUGAUGACAGUGACCCAGGGAAGAAAUAUGUGAUUUGCAUGACUGAACCUAAGGAUACUGCUGUGCUACCUUGCAGACAUAUGUGUAUGUGCAGUGAGUGUGCAAAGGCAUUGCGGCUUCAGUCAAAUAAGUGCCCCAUAUGCCGCCAGCCCAUUCAGGAACUUAUAGAGAUCAAGAUAAAUAGUGGUGAUGAUCAAUGACAGAAUUUUAUAUCAAGUUUCAUUGCACGGUAUGAGUACUUAAUUCUUUAUAUUUGUAAUCUGUCUUUCCCAGCUCUUUAUGCAUGUAAGUAUUCUGUAUAUUCCAAUCGUUUAACAACAUCUUUUUCAAUCAUAUACAACAUCUUUUUAA
Molecule: messenger RNA, 1344 nt
Organism: Mangifera indica (mango)
Lineage: Eukaryota; Viridiplantae; Streptophyta; Magnoliopsida; Sapindales; Anacardiaceae
Product: probable E3 ubiquitin-protein ligase LUL4
Biological process (GO): protein ubiquitination
Molecular function (GO): ubiquitin protein ligase activity
Source: RefSeq, a predicted model, not a curated record